Molecule: messenger RNA, 6843 nt
Organism: Syngnathoides biaculeatus (alligator pipefish)
Lineage: Eukaryota; Metazoa; Chordata; Actinopteri; Syngnathiformes; Syngnathidae
Exons: 10
Coding region: 252-6347 (2031 amino acids)
Molecular function (GO): protein binding
Source: RefSeq, a predicted model, not a curated record
CGAUGCGACCAUGGAGACUGAACGGAGCAACUGCAGGCCGAGUCCUUUGGACAACAAUAGCGAGUAGCUAGCUUUAUGAAGAUGACCGCUUUUCACCUGGCACAAAAUGAAAAAUAAAUAAAAACGAGUAAAAGUGGACUUUCUGCGGGAUUUUGGAGCAGCGCGUAAAACCUUCAGGAUUCCCCAUCGCAGCAUCAGUAUGAUUGACAGCUGUGAACUCCCUGCAGGCUCUCGCCCGCAAGGUUAAGGUCAUGUCCGGGAUCUUGUCUUGGGGUUCUGCGAGGACAAGGACGGGCACCGAUGACAUGAACCUUGAUACGACCGAGGAUGUUCUCAGCAAUGGCGCCUCCAUUGCUCCCGGGGAGCACCCGCCGACCAGCAACGACAGCACGUCCGACUUCUCCAGCGGUGAGAUCUCGCUCCCAGAAGUUUGCGUCACCACCAACUUUGAGGAGAACAUGAGCCACGAGGUCCACCAAGCCUACAGAAUAUUCUCCGGCUUUCUCCUGGAAAAGCACAAGGCAGUCGCCGGCCUGUUCCUCCACGCCGUCGGGCAUCAGGAGGCCCAGUGCGGCGUCGGUGGUGUCUGCGCUCCGGGUCACGGCCGGCUCAAGCAGUCCAUGUGCCUGCAGAGGAUGGAGGAGAAGUUUGUCGGCCAGGAGUAUCAGAGCAUAACCGAGUUUGUGGCUGACUUCCGGCUGAUGUUGGAGAACUGCUACCGGUACCACGGCGUGGACCACUGGCUCUCCAAACAGGCGCAAAAGCUGGAGGUUAUGUUAGAACAAAAGCUCACUCUACUUUCCAGGACCCUUCGUGAGAAGACCACUUUGGCGGUGACCUCCAAAGGGCGUUUUGGCGUGGACGAUGAGCGAGCCCAGGGGGUUACCUCGACAAGGAGGCGGUUGUCAUCCCGAAAUAUGGCGACUAUCGCUAUCGGUGGGCAGGAGUCUGUCAUGGUGCAGGCCCUCAGGAUGGAAGAGCAACACAGGGCGAAGGAGGAAAAGAAGCAACGUGAGCUAGAAAAAAGAGAAGCAGAAGAAGUGUCGGCCAAGGCGUUGGAGGAGUGGGAGCAGGCUCUGCUGUCGCAGGCGUCCCCCCACACCGUCGACACUCUGUGGGAACUUCCCGCCAUUGGCCACUUCCUGUGCCUGGCCCAGACUGUGCUCAACCUUCCCGAGAUUGUCUUCUUCGAGCUGGAGCGCUGCCUGCUCAUGCCGCGCUGCAGCAGCCUCCUGGCCAAAAUAAUGUCAUCCCUCCUGUCCCCGUGGCAGCAGCGGCCCACCUUGCACCGCCGGCCCGCUCUGCCGUAUCGGCGCUGGGAGGCGGAGCUCAGGUCGCGCGUCAAGGCCUGGUACCGCAGCGUCGGCGGUGCCCGCAAUCAGCCAACCCGGGCCCAGCAACUUGGACUUUGUCACCAGUUUUUCCUUCAUCUGGGCGAGGCGAGUCCCUUGGAGGAGAAGCCGUUCCACCUGUUGCCCUUCCGCCAGCGAGUGUGGCUUCUCAAGGGCUUGUGUGACCACGUGUACGAGACGCAGAAGGACGUUCAGGAUGCCGUGCUGGCCCAGCCCAUACACGAAUGCAGGGAGUCUAUUUUGGGCUACGACAGCAAGGAUAACGCCUACAUACAUUUCCCCCAUUUCUGCGGGGCGGACUUGAGAAUCUACCGCCAAAGUCCCAGUACACCACCGGCUUUUCCGUUCCCUUCAGCGUUGGUGAGACUGGUUGAAAAACACACUGAAGAUUCUGAGGAGGACGAGGAGGGAUAUCCUGGAAGUGCCGCUCAUGUUAAUGAUACCUCUGGUGAUUUGGAGAAGAAAUUAAAGGUUUUUACGAGGGAAAACGGGGAUGGACAGGAAAAACAUGAAGAAGGGUUUUGGCCUGUCUUGAAAAAAGAGAGGCCCGGGUCAUCAGAUGUAAAUUGUAGUGAUGAGUUAAACCAAAAGUGUCACACUAGGGAAUGUAUUAAACAAGAAACUGUAGACUUGGACUACCAAUGCACCACAAGAGAAGAGGACCUCUCCUUGCGCUCGGUGCACCCCAUUAAAGUCGAAACUGAUGAUCCUUGUCUGAAUGUAGGCGAACACACCUACACGGGUAGAUCACCCGCUCGUUCUGUGGACACCACACACUCAACAAGCAAAGUCUUGGGAAUCAAAUUCGACGGGCACCACCUGAACGCAAGACCCCGCCAAACAUCUCCCCGUUUGGAAUGUAGCAGAACUGUCAAGUCACCGCAUCGGGGCCGCACCUCCCCGUCGACUCGCUGUGAGCAAAAAUUCAGCGACGAACACCAGGUUACUGGGAGAAUGUGGUUGAAACAAAAAAAAUGUACGAAAAAGACGGCGUUGGGGCAGUCGCAGCAAUUGGACAACGUUCAGGCAGCUGAAACAUCGUUACAGGGAAAUACUGCAACCAUCCAGAGGAAAGAUAAAAGGAAAAAACAUAAAGAAGCAGGGAAAAAGAUUCAAGCCGCAAAGAGAAUAAAAGCUGAGCCUUCUGUUGAGCCGUCAUUUAAGUUGGUUUGCACCAGUCUGCAAGAGUUGCGAGAUCUUAUCAGCAAAACAGAGGAUGAGCUAGAUGAACUGGAGAGCACAAAAAAGAAGUUGGAUCGAUGGUACUCAAGAAAAGAAGCAGUGAAAGACCUCCACAGCACACUGAUCAGACUACUGAAUGAGCUCUCACCCUGGGAACCAAAACUUUUCAAAGCAUAUCAUAGAAACAGGCUUCGAUUGAAGAAGGAGUUUGACGAUUUCAAGAGACACCCGGAGUACAAUAAGUUUGCGCGGGAGGAGUGUGUGUCGUCAUCCUCAUCAGACGAAGAUGAGGAUGAAGAUAUGUCGUUGUUUGUUUGCCAACAAGGAUCAGAAGAUAAACUGGAACACGUGGUUCCCAGAGCUCUUUGGACCGGAGCAAACAGUGGGGACCUUGGAGCUGAAUCUAGUGGCGAGAGUUCGCCAGACUUCGGAAUUACCAACCACCAAAAACAUCCCGAAACUGGUGAACAAGUGUCAAAAGUUCAGGCUGACAGCAGUAACACCACUUUUGCCCCAAACAAUAGUCCAAAGUCUAAAUGUGAAAUGGUUAAGUCAAAGACCGACAGGGCCGUGGGAAACCCAGUCCACUCUUCAUCAACAUCCAAAUUGUGUGUGCUCCACCCGACCACUGGCCUGCCCAAAGGAUACACCCCAAUUCCCACCCUGCUUGCUAAGAGUGUGGGAAACAAAGUGACCUUAAUGAAGCGGCCUGUUGAUUACUCAGGGUUUAACAACACCGAUAGACAGAGCAAGGGAUGUUCAAACUCCGUGCCUACGUCCGCGGCGGCGAGCACAAAACCACAAACUGUUCAAUCCACUUCGCAACAUAACUCACUACAGACACAGGGGAAAUGUGCAAUUAGACAAAAAGGAAUGGUCACGGCGGCAGCAGCUCCUCUAACAACAGAUUUGGCUAAACAAAACCAGACUGUAUUGCAGAAUCCUCUCCAAGGGGUAUCUAAUCUUCCAGAGAGGCAUGAUCCCCUUGUCACGAAAGGGGAAAACAACUCACCCAAAAUGUUGACGCAACCUGGUCAGGACUACAGCAGACAGGAGAAGGUCAUGGAGCAGGUGGUUAUUCUGCCCUCUCAACAUGUCCUUCAAAAAUCUGAGGAUCGGUCAAAGGCACCCAUGCACUUGUCCACCAGUCUGGGUAGUUUCAUCAUUCCUGAGAAUGUUCCGCAAGUAGCUCGGCUGAAGGAUGCCAGGACAGUAAAGAUUCCUUCCCUUUCUUCCCCACCUAGUCAGCAGCACAGGACCGAAAGCAUGCCCGGGUUCCAGCUCACACCACGUUCACAACGACGCACUUCACAAACUAUUCAUCAAAAUCCUGCAUGUCCACCCUCCAUCAUGUCCACAACCGCUUUGGCCUCUACUGUGCCCCCUAAACUUCCAGACCAUAAACAAGAACUUAAGACAAUAUGCAUACGUGAUUCGCAGUCUAUCCUUGUGACGACAAGAGGUGGCAAUACGGGCAUUGUCAAAGUUCAGACAUCGUCUGCCCAGAAUCCAGUUGAAGGAUUGUCCACCAGUCCAAUCAUUACCAUUUCACCUCAGUUUCAAGCCUUCCUUGUGUCCAAGAAUGCAGAGGACUCUUCUCUCCAUUUAAAACAAAAUCAUUGUCCCGCUGCCACAGUAGCCAAUGUCUCUAUAACCCAACCUCAAAAGCAGAUUCCUUCAGUAUUAAAGUCCUCUACCAUCACAAAUCCUACUGGCCAAGAAAACAUGACUUUGGGAACACCUGUACCCUCAAUUCCAGUAUCCCACAAAUCAGACGGUUCUACGGUUACAAGAAACAUUUACAACCCUGCACAGACGGUGAAACGUUCUCUGGUUGUAAAAAGUACCGUUGACGGGAUUGCACACGCCGAGGUAGUUGGUCAGCCUGGUUUGAAGCGGCCCAGCACAGAAGAGCAACACAAAGUUACGAAAUUUAUCCUGGUUACGCCAUCCUCCUCCUGUCCCUCUGCCAUAGCUGUUCCAAAUCAGGCUCUUGGUUCAAGAGUCAUGGUCAUCAACCAAACCUCUGCAACGACGGCCUGUACCUCAGCGGGAAGUGUUCCAAAGCAGGCCAUGACAUCAGCGGAUAAUGGACAACGGAUAACUACGUCAUUAUCAAGUCAAUCUCUGAAAAUGGGAUUAAGCCCGGGUGUUGACUCACACGUGCUGUCAAAAGCAAAGAACAUCACACUCCCAAGAGGUCUUCAGAUCCAGUUGUCAGGGAUGACAACAACCAUUGGACAGACCAUUGGUGCACUGUCAAAUUGCAUUUCCGCGAGGACACCAGAAUCCGUCUCAGAGACGAGACAUUCUCCAGCAACCACAACCCAAUCGGCCCCAUUCACAAAGUCAAAUACUGUCAUCAGCUGUCUUAGCCAGCUUGACACCAAUACUACUCUGUCCAGAACCUCUCAAGCUUCCCAAUUAUGCUCUUUCAAAUCUACGACUGCUACUCAUUCUCCACAAAGUCUGCCCACAGGUUUAUUUACCAGCUGCUCUCUUGUACCCUCUUCCACGCAGGGCAACCCAGACCCAUCCUCUUUGGCCACCCUCACCCAUCAAUCCUCACAUGUACUGGCUAAAGACACAGCUGUAAUGAUGUCCCCACUUCAAAAACCUCUGAACAAAACACAAUCCCAUAUCUUCUCAGCAACCACCAACCGUACACAAUGUCUGAACCCCGCCAUGGUGACUAGCAAUACUCAACAGAGGAUAGUCAUCAACACCUCAAAACACCUUGUCGCUGGUACACAGAUCUUUCUUAAUAGUACCUGUUUUGUAGUUCCUCCCCAGGGCUUAGGCCCGGGUAGCCAUGUGCUCAUCGUCUCUAGCCCUUUUCCACAACAAGUGCCUAAUUCCAGUGCUGGGACUAUUGAAUCUGCAGCACCUUUGCAAGGAGUGAAUCAAGGCUCAACAAUCCUUGAUGGACCAAUUUUACCCAAGUCCCAAGCAGGGUUGCCCGGUGUCACACUCCUGAAUUUGCCUUUUGCAGUGUGCGACCCUACCGUCGGUCCAGCUGAUGUCCAGGGUUCAUCAUUAUUGCCCUCUAAUGCGACUCUUGUAUCUUCUCCUAGCUCACAGGUUUGUCCCUCUCUGCUCAAUGCCCCCCUUGAGUCAGCCAAAGAACCAGCUGAUGUAACUGGUCGCCUCAGCCUUGGUUCUGCACUUCUGCCCCCUCAAGCUCAAUGUCCCACAACUAUUUCACCUGUGAACGCAUCAGUUUUUCCCCAAUUGCAUCCUCCUUUAUCAUCUUUGCCCAGCCCAAUUGCUCCUUGCCACUCCUUCCCAGAGGUUUCAGCAACGACCGGAGACUCCCGUAUACAGCCGACCCCUACAUCUAGAGUCACAGGAUCCUCUAUUAUGCGUCUGGGCCAUCACGUCACCUCUUUGUCCAAACAGGGACCGUCGGUCAUUCAAGAAGUGUUCACAGACUCUACGCCAAGAAUCCAGAACCUACCGAUUGCAAGCACUACAGACAACUUGGAAACGUCAUGCGCGGUUACCUUAUCCCCGCCCCCCGCCGCAUUUCAACCAAUCACAAUGUUGACCGCAAACCGCAUCCACCAGUCCAUCGCCCUGACCGACCAGCCCCUGGUUAAGUUUUCCGUGCAGAAAUCCCCCUUUGGUGUGGGCAACAGCUUAGCAAACAAGCUGCUCAUCAGUCCCGACGGUGCCAUUUUGAGCUCGGUCCAGUGUGAGGCCAAAGCAGCUGCGCCGAAUAUGUACCCUAAAAAGACAGCAGUGAUUCUCACCCCCAGCACUUACAGCGGAUCUUGGCAUCACCAGCCGACACCAAGUCAACAAAAUAACUGAGACCAUGAGUCUGAAAUAUUUAUGCACUUGUUACUAAAUUUGCUCUACGGCUAUGAAGAAAAAUAGGGUCAGAAAAUGCUUUUUUUCUCAUUUGAUAACGACUGAUUGUACUGAAAGGUCUGCGUUUUGUACUUCAUGGCCAGUAAUGACAACUGGGAGUAAUGGAAGUUAAAUGGAGUUCAUGUUUUGUUGUUGUUGUAGCGCUUUAAAAGCCAACUGUUUGAUAAGGCUCAUUGUAACAACUCGCUACUACUUUAAAUGUUUCACGGAACAAAACCGUUCUGUCCCGUUUGUCCGUAAGUUUGGGAAAAACUACGUUUCGCGUUGUAGGAAAUGUAAAAAAAAUACCUCUUGUGCCACGUUUGAGCCCGUGUAAAAUGUUUUUUAAGUCACUUUGUAUUUAUUUUCUACCAUACUGAGUUAGCAACUCUUUGCUCGGUUCAUGGAACAAAUAAUGGAGGCGAAAGUGUGGAAAUAAACAAUGGAUCUGUGAGCA